Molecule: messenger RNA, 5069 nt
Organism: Hemiscyllium ocellatum (epaulette shark)
Lineage: Eukaryota; Metazoa; Chordata; Chondrichthyes; Orectolobiformes; Hemiscylliidae
Gene: zc3h12aa
Product: ribonuclease ZC3H12A
Exons: 6
Coding region: 32-2179 (715 amino acids)
Biological process (GO): nuclear-transcribed mRNA catabolic process, RNase MRP-dependent; 3'-UTR-mediated mRNA destabilization
Cellular component (GO): nucleus; cytoplasmic ribonucleoprotein granule
Molecular function (GO): RNA endonuclease activity; metal ion binding; mRNA binding
Source: RefSeq, a predicted model, not a curated record
AGUUGUACGCACAGACUUAGGUGUGAUUGGAAUGCACCUUUUGGGACUAGUAAAUGGAGAACCGUGCAAACAGAGUCUGGAUUUAGAUUUAAAAGAACGUGGGAUCUCUCUGCAAGAGAAUAUGAGUUUGGCGGAACAUGCACAAUACAGCCAUAAACCUUCCUUGUAUUUCCCUAACUGGACAAAGAAUUUCCUGGUUGAUUCCUCCCAUCCAUCAAGGACUAAUCCUACCAAGCAGAAACUGACUUUGAGUGAAGUCCAGUCAAAUGAUGAAUGUAAAAGUAACACUUCAAAAGAAUCCAGAACGGGUAAUAAACUAGAGGCAGAGUUUGGGAGAAAGCAAGAGGUUGAGGAAUCCCCAGCACAGAAUUCCCCUGACUCCUCUGAAUUGCAGAUGAAAGUGGACUUCUUUCGUAAGUUGGGUUACUCAGCAGAGCAGAUUCAUACGGUUUUCCAAAAAGUGGACAGUAGCGCCGAUACCAACACCAUACUCGGAGAACUAGUGAAGGCACAAGGCGCGAUGGAAAAGGAGCACGCACCAGAGGAAGUGCCUGUACCUAUGCUGGUGUCUCGUGGAGGUCCUUCAGUCAAAGUCCCAGCUGGUGGACCAGUGACCGAAGAGCUGCAGGAGCAGAAAGUCAACUUGCGAGCAAUUGUUAUAGAUGGCAGCAAUGUUGCUAUGAGUCACGGGAAUAAAGAGGUAUUCUCCUGUCAUGGCAUUCAGCUGGCUGUGAACUGGUUUCUGGAAAGAGGUCACAAAGAUAUCACUGUAUUUGUUCCAUCUUGGAGGAAGGAGCAACCAAGGCCUGAUGUGCCAAUCACAGACCAGCACAUCCUUCGAGAGCUUGAAAAGAGAAAGAUACUUGUCUUCACGCCAUCGCGGCGAGUUGGUGGGAAAAGGAUCGUCUGUUAUGAUGAUCGUUUUAUUGUCAAGCUGGCAUACGAGACGGAUGGUAUCAUUGUUUCAAAUGAUACCUACCGGGACCUGCAGAAUGAAAAACCUGAGUGGAAGAAGUUCAUUGAAGAGCGUCUGCUGAUGUACUCAUUUGUGAACGACAAGUUCAUGCCCCCUGAUGACCCCCUUGGACGUCAUGGCCCUAGUUUAGAUAAUUUCUUACGUAUCAAGCCUGUAAUACCAGAGCAUAAGCGACAACACUGCCCCUACGGCAAAAAGUGUACUUAUGGCAUCAAAUGUAAAUUCUACCACCCGGAGCGAAUUAACCAGCCCCAACGUUCAUUGGCAGAUGAGCUCCGAGCUACAGCAAGGUCCUCUCCAACUAAGAGCCUCAAUUCUGCAAGCCCACACAAAGAAGAGAAAAAGGCAAGUGUGCCAAAGCGGCCGACAUAUACCGAAAGUGGUCCAGCUACUUUUAAUCAAACUGACAAUAUCUCAGGAAAGAGGCUCAGCCCAGAAAGACAACACGCAGCGCAGAUUGUAAACCCGCCUGAGAGCAGUGCAAUGUUAAAAGGAAUUGCACAAACCAAGCAAUCAUCAAAUACAAACGCUGAGUGGUUUAAUCAUAUAGCCUUUGACAACACCUCGACCAAUUCAGUAUGUUCAAACUCACAUAAAAGUUACGAUGAAGGCUUUGUGUCAUUUGAGAAAGAAUUCUCUGACAUCUGGCCUUCUGGAUCUCAAAGUCACAGUGAGCCAUACUCUAUAAACAAUGGACAGUAUUAUUUACCAACCCACAGUUUAAACCAUCAUCAAUACAGCUAUCAUUCCCAUGAGUCAAUGCCAUCAAUCGGAGCUUGUGGUUACCCUCCUCAUAAUCCACCCAGUAGCUCGCACUGUUGCAUGGCCAUGGGCAGAAUGUCAAUCCAUCCACACUUCAGUCUACCAAGUGACUUUAAUUCGCCAGGCUCGCAGAGACCACGAAGCUGUUGGCCUGACCCACACCAGGUCUCAUCAAACAGCAGGUCAAGCAGUCUUCCAGAUCCUCAUGGGUGGGCAAUGAAAAGAUGUGAUCCACAGAUCAUGGAUCCCUAUUGGAAAAAUAACCAAUGGCCAUCACAUGACCACUGCAGAGAGGAGCGGGAGACUGUCCGCAUGAAGCUAUGUGCCAUCUUCCAACCCCACCUCGUGGAUACAGUUAUGAAACAAUACCCACAUCUUUUAGACCCCCAAGAGUUAGCUGCCACAAUUCUAGCUUAUAAAUCCCAAAACCCUAAUAUUUAAGUUACCACAGCACUAAGAGUUCACUAAUUUAUCCAACCAAAUUGUUCACCGUUAAUGUGAUAAUUAAUCCGAAUCAAAUGGAUUGUAAUGCACAAAUUUUACUUGCAUUAGUAUAUAACAUUUAUAGGUGUAUUCAUAAAAUUCCUUGGUAGUCGAAUUGGUUUUAUUACAGUGUCUGUAGAAAACAGUUCAAGAUACUUUAAGACCAAUUUCUAAUCAAUACAGUGUUUCAGAAUAUGACUCUUGCAUUACAGUCUCAUUUUACUGUAGGUGAUAUGAGAAGAGUAACUUUAUGUCCACAAGCUCAAAAUAGCUUUUACAUAAGCAGCUGGGAUUUUCUAAAUUUACUUUUAAUGAUUUUUACUGUAAUCUGUACAUAUUGUACAUUAAUCACCUUUAACUGUACAUAUUGUAAUCUGUGCUUGCUGUAAUUGGUUUGCAUAUAUAUGUGUGUGUGUACUGCAAUCAAUAUGCAAUGUCUAAUAUGUUAAACUGUAUAUACUGUACAUAAUGAAUUCCAUACAUUUCAUGUCACAGUUUUGACUCCUGUAUAGUGCUGUUCUCACAGCUGAUACCUUUAGUUUUGUGGGAUGGGAGUUUAUGCCUAUUUUGGAAGCACUGCUCUACUUGAGGAGUGCAGAACAUGUAAACUUUUCUGCACAUGUCAAAAAAGAAUUGUCUUGUGGGCUUUGUAUAAAGCUACAGUUUUGUUAUCAAUGUGAAACAAAAGCAUCACUCAGCCCACAAGCUGGAUGUGUUGAUACAUAUUGUAUCUUUACUAAGUUGUCGCUUUGAUUGUGUCUUAGAAAUGUCUCAGAGAAAGAUUUGUUUCAGUGGUGAAUGCAGUUGGCUCAUUUCGAUCUUGGAAAAUUAACUUCAUGUCACUGCUUGAAGUAACAUCAGCCAUUAAAUUUGUUACACGUUCAGGAGCAGCUUGUUAGCUAAGUGAAACUGUCAAUUAAGUUAGUCCUCACAAAGUGGGAUAUGCACCUAGGAAGAAGAAUGGUGCUUUAAUAAUGCUUUCUUAAUUGGCUGUCUUAAUCUGCAGAAAACACAAAGGUGUUUGUUGCAGCAAAUGAAGAGUCAAAAAGAGGUUGCAAACUUGCAUCUAAACUAUGCUUUAAUCUAUUUGUAAAUAUUUGACAAUGUCAGUAGGCCUGACAUCAUUCAUUUUGAUGAAUACAAAUUCAAUCAUCUUACCAAAUAUGAAACUUAGUAGGUAUGUAAGUUAGCUCGCUAAGCUGGAAGGUUUGAUUUCAGACAUUUUGUCACCAUGACUAGGUAACAUCAUCAGCGAGAGUCUCCAGUGAAGCGUUAGUGAUAUGUCCCACCUCUCUAUUUAUAGGUCUUGCUUUCUUAAGGUGGGUGAUGUCGUUUCCAGUUCUUUUUUUUUCAAGGGAAGGUAGAUGAAAUCGAAAUCAAUUUGUUAAUUAAUGAAGUUCUAGUUAGAAUGCCGAAACAUCUGAAAACCUCCUUCCAGCUCAGCAAGAUAACUUACAUACUUAUCAUCAACCUGAACUAUAAAUCUUCACAAACAUUGCAGUAAAACUUAGUCAUUUGGAUUUUAGUUUAAAUUGGUUUGCCCGAAUGACAUCCUUUGCAACUGAUUUGAACUUAGUGUACGCUGUCAGACUGGCUGUUUUUGAUUGAAUAGUUAUUCAUGAAGUCAAUUCUGCAGUCACCACUGAAGGGCAAUUGAAAUUGGCUGCAUUGGCACCAUGUGCCAGUCUACAGAUUGUAGGGAUUGCUAAUCUGGUGUACUUGACUCCUAUGCAAGAGACACCUGAAAAAAUCAGAACUACAAAAUCAUUUGUAAUGGUUUUGUUAUAGUUAAGCAAACUGCUUACAUUAAAAACAUUAUGUUAAGACGUUGUAUUUUUGACUUUUUAUAAACAGUUUAUCUUUGUGCUAAGUAAACUAUAAGAUAUGAGCUUGUGUUUGAAGCUGAACUAUUUGGCAUGACUGCUUGAUACCAAAAGUGAUGGAUCUUAAAAGGGCUAAGUGUCCGGGUGAAGUAUUUUGCGACUUAUUGGGCUUUAAUUGCAAAGGUACAACAGUGUGAGGUGAGAUUUCAUUUCUCUGCAUGUUGGACACAAUCUUCCAAGUUUUCUGGUAUUGAGGUCACAUUAUUAUCUCACCUAUGAACAUUGCUAACUUUGUUUAUACAGUGACAAGUACAAUUGUGCUAUUAUGAACAGUAAUGUGGAUUUUGGAAAUUUUCCGCGCCCAGAAUGGAACACCUCUGGACCUGAGCCCCAACCUUAUAUUUCACUUUCAUUUAUCCUGCUACUGCACAGGCAGCAACUUCCAGAGCGGUGUGUUUGCCUGCCAAUUACCAUGUACAGACCCUUCUGUGCAGCUUAGAGGGAACGUUGGUCCCAACCGUUCCAAUCCUCCAAUAUAAGAAGGACUUUCUUAUAUUCUGUUUAUAAUCAUAUGUUGUCUAACAUCAUAAGGUGCUCAUAUAAAUUAGGACACGUCCAUGACAGUACAUUUUAUUGGUGAGUUGUUGACAGGAAUAAAACUAGGGGAGAAUCAACUGACCGUUUUGUAAGUUUUGAAACAUCGCAAAGUAUCUUGCAAAAGAACUAUAUUUUUAGCAUUAAUCAUAUUAGAUAAUCAAUUAUUCCAUAAUUAUUAAAGCAAGAAAAUCUGUAGCUGAAAUGUUUCAGUACACUGGAGGUCAAGGAAGAUCCAUGAAGAGUAUUACAUGUUUCUUAUGCUCAUUUUUUUCUUUCUGGUUACUAAAAUGCUUUCCUGUAUUUCCUGAGUUGUGACAUUAUUUUGCAGACUAUGGUUAGUGUUUUUCCUGUUCAGAAAAGAACUGUAAAUGACAAAAAAAGCGUAAAUCUAUCAAAAAGCAAUAAAGUACUAGCAUGAUGCAAAGACA